AUGCCGAAUGCCUCUGAAAUAAACAUUGAUGAAUUUAUCAACCGUCCUCGUGAAAAGUACCGCAGGAGGAGUCCCAAUGGCUUCUUCGUGUAUCGCAGUGUAUUUGUAAAGGAACUUUUACGACACAACCACAAGUUAGAAAUGGUCGACGCCUCAAAAUUGGCGAGCACUCGGUGGCGCAAAGAGGACGCAAAGACUCGUGAAGAAUAUAAGAGAAUCGCCGCUAUGGUCGACAAGAAACUCAAAAAAGUUAAGGAGGAAUCAUGGGAAAAUUUUCACAGACAAUUCAUACCCUGGAAAAAUGAGAAACCUCCAAAGCGCAUCUCAUCAGCGCCUACUUCCUUAAACCUUUUUUCUCCCCAAAUUACUACCUCUUCACCAAAGUUUCCUUCUCUUCCCACCACAGAGCCUAUUCAAAAUACUCCCCAACCCCAUCCUUUUGAUUUUGAAGAUGAAAAGGAUGGUCUCGAGGAUGUGUUGUGGUAUUUGAGGAGUCUUCCGUGUUUCUAG
Acaulospora colombiana is the source of this 510-nucleotide messenger RNA. NCBI's taxonomy places the organism in Eukaryota, Fungi, Glomeromycota, Glomeromycetes, Diversisporales, Acaulosporaceae. The record is from the annotation of a GenBank genome assembly.